Molecule: messenger RNA, 1443 nt
Organism: Mycena citricolor
Lineage: Eukaryota; Fungi; Basidiomycota; Agaricomycetes; Agaricales; Mycenaceae
Source: the annotation of a GenBank genome assembly
CUCGAAUUCAUCGCCCACACACACUCACACUCAACUUCUACGCGACAUGGCCAACGAGACACACUCUGAGAAAGGCCCCGAUAUACCCUUUUCGUUGGACGAGUACGAGGACCGUCUCGUACCCGAAUUCCGAAUGAAAGACCGCCUCGCGUUUUGGGAUGGCCCGAUCCGCGCCUUCUUGCGCGAACACGGAUACGUGCUGUACAGCAUGCGCUCAUUUCCAGAAUACGAUGUGGACAGCCUCAUGUACCCGGCUCUGGAAACGCCUGAGGGGCCGGACGAUGACGGAGCCACCUACGCGCUGAUGGACCUGGACUCUCCUGAGCGGGAGAUGCCCGAUCCUGGAGAUGAGUCGUAUCUCUCCUUGCGUCGCAGGUCAUAUGCGCGCGAAGCUCGGGGUCGAGCCGCCUUUGCACAAAGUGAGGCUCGUCCGGACCGACAUUUCGCUAUCAAGCUGGUCCGAGCCGAAAGCGUCGAAAUCCACACCAUCAAGCUGAUAUACGAAGCUUCAAAGGAGAAGCCCGUCCGGGGCCUCAUCCCUGUGAUCGAAAUCAUCCCAUUUCGCGGUCACUGGCUUGUGGUUAUGCCGAGGUGGGGAGAAAACAUCAUGCUCCCAUUCCCGACUCUCGUUGGGCAGGUCCUGGACUCCAUCGAAGAUCUGUUAGAGGGUCUCGGAUUCCUCCACAGUCAUAACAUCGUGCAUAGGGAUCAUUCUGCCAAAAAUCUCGUAGUGAAUCAUGUCCCCGUCCUCACGUAUGAGGAUCUGAGAGAGGUGCCGCCCACCCGACAGGCGGCGAGAGAUGCGGGCGUUCUCCGGCACGCCAUAUAGAGUACGACUUCGACAUGGCGUUGGUGCUCGAUGGUGUUCCCUCGGCUCGGCUGCCGUGGAGGGAGUUCUACCGCGGCCCGGGCAAACGCACGCAUGAUGUCAGGCAAGGGGAAUACGACUUCGAUCCCUUUGCCGCGGACAUGUGUAUUCUGGGUACGACUCUCAGUGAUUUCUUGCGAGCGAGUAUUCUAUCCUCUCACUGUAUCCCCACUCACCGUUUCCUCAGUCUUACGUUCCUUUCGUGCCGAUCUUGGCACCGCUGCUCGACGGCUUGCUUCACUGCAUAUACCGCUCUGGAACGUCAGUCAUUGCCUGCCGAAGACUGCGUGCCCGAACCGGCGAGGGAUCUAUGGCAAGGCUUGCAGUCCGAAUUCGUUGCGAGAUGGGGAUAUCUUCGCGCACCUCCUGAGCCAUGGACCAGGACGACCCUUCGCAGGCUGUGUCGCAACCAGUUUCUGGCGCGACCACUCCAUGCGGCAGAUAGGUCGGACCACAGUCAAAACCGUAUUCAUUUGUGCAAAGAGUACUUUUAGUAUUCCUGCUAUCAAUUGACGCCUUUCAACCAGUGUCUCUCCAGCCCUGGAGGUGAAAAUCGAGCUGUCAGAAAUAUGUAU